AUGACCCCACACUUGCAUACUUCCUCGAAAACGGGUGCUGGCGCUGGCCAGACAAGCAAGAUCGAAGAUACCGAGAAAGCUGUCACCAUCAACAGCAGCUUGGAGGCCAACACCAGGAUUCCUCAACAUAGACCCUCAAAUCCACACUGUGGAUAUCGCACAGUUCACGCAGUUCGCUUCGAAGAGAAAGUGGUGAGACUUGCAAACCGCUCAGGCUUCCAGCCAGGCAUGAUCCGAGACGUGUACAAACACGAGCACCUUCAAGCAGGCAGAAAACAUUACCAAGGCCAUGCGGGUCGCCGCUGUGAAGUGCGCCACAUCAAAAAUCCGAAGGCGGGUGACACUGUAUGUGAGGACGGAGAUGGAGAGGAGGAAGAGGAAGAGGAGGAGGAAGAAGAAGAAAACAAAAACGACGGGGACAAGAAUGAGGACAAGGAUGUCAAAGACGAGGACGAGUGA
Molecule: messenger RNA, 459 nt
Organism: Suillus discolor
Lineage: Eukaryota; Fungi; Basidiomycota; Agaricomycetes; Boletales; Suillaceae
Exons: 2
Coding region: 1-459 (152 amino acids)
Source: RefSeq, a predicted model, not a curated record